CCCUAGACAGGCAGGCAACCCAGCAGUUUUAAAGGAUUAUAGAAGUAUCAAUCAUUUCACGGCGAGGCUUCCCUCUUUAUCUCUCGUGUCUGUGGAGUGAAGAAUCACAGCGAAAAUGAGCCGCGGGGCAGCAGCGGUGGGACCGAAGGGGAAGAAGAAGGGAGCCACGUUCGUGAUUGACUGCGCGAAGCCGGUUGAGGAUAAGAUCAUGGACAUCGCCUCACUUGAGAAGUUCCUCCAGGAGAGGAUCAAGGUCGGAGGCAAGGCCGGCGCUCUCGGUGAAUCCAUCACCGUCGUCCGCGAAAAGAGCAAAAUCUCCGUCACCUCUGACAGCAACUUCUCUAAAAGGUAUCUCAAGUACUUGACUAAGAAGUACUUGAAGAAGCACAAUGUGAGGGACUGGCUUCGGGUGAUUGCUUCCAACAAGGACAGGAAUGUUUAUGAAUUGAGAUACUUCAACAUUGCCGAGAAUGAGGGCGAGGAGGAAGACUGAAUAUCUAGUAUUCUUAUGUCAAGGCAACAUUUUCUAGUCGCUUGGUUGUUCCAGUGGAUGGGAUUGUUUUUUUAUGUUUCAAGUUCUGUUUUGCUAGCUGUGGCUAUCACAUUAUUAGAUCCGCUCAACGCAUUUCAUGUUUGAUGUUUCUUUCUGGAGUUUGAUUAUGAUAGAGUAAUGAUUAUUAUGUGCUUCGUA
Juglans microcarpa x Juglans regia is the source of this 691-nucleotide messenger RNA. Its product is annotated as 60S ribosomal protein L22-2-like. Gene Ontology annotation, cellular component: ribosome. NCBI's taxonomy places the organism in Eukaryota, Viridiplantae, Streptophyta, Magnoliopsida, Fagales, Juglandaceae. Gene Ontology annotation, biological process: cytoplasmic translation. The record is from RefSeq and is a predicted model, not a curated record. Gene Ontology annotation, molecular function: RNA binding; structural constituent of ribosome. The coding region runs from base 116 to 493 and encodes 125 amino acids. The transcript has 2 exons.